Molecule: messenger RNA, 5342 nt
Organism: Lethenteron reissneri (Far Eastern brook lamprey)
Lineage: Eukaryota; Metazoa; Chordata; Hyperoartia; Petromyzontiformes; Petromyzontidae
Gene: TMEM128
Product: transmembrane protein 128
Source: RefSeq, a predicted model, not a curated record
CACCCGGAAGUAAACAUGGCGUCGGGCGGCGUUGUCUACCGGCGACUCCGCGUCCCCUCGGCCGCCUCGAGCCCGCGGGAGUCGCCGCUGAGCGCAGGCUCCGACUACCGCGAAGAUGUAAGACCAGCAGCAGAGGAGCAGGAGAAGCCACUGCCCCGCAUCAAUGCACACUCCGUCUUCUGGGUGUGCGCCUCGGCUGGAAUAACCUACUACACUGACUUCCCGACGGUGCUGCUCAGAGACAGUACCAUCCAGAGCUGGUGGUUCGUCACUGCAGUUGCGCUGCUGUGUGUGAGCCUGGCGAUCGCCGCCUACUGCAUGUUCUACUUGGAAUGGUACUGCCACGUGCCCGACUAUGAGACCCACAACCCCGUCCUCGUCCCCACUGCCACGGCCACCUUCAUCCUGGCCGCGUUGUGCUUGAACAUGGCACUGUGGUCCGUAUGGUCUUUCUUCACACCCUUCCUCCUCUUCACUCAAUUUAUGGGCGUCAUCAUGGUGAUCUCGCUGCUGGGCUGACGACGCACAGAUUGUAUCUGCGCGGCAGCUGUACCAGCAUUGACGGCCUCCUUAGCCAUGGAGAUGACGAGCUUGGAGUGGCGCGAGAUCUUCUCUCCCAGCUUCACGGCCUCCCCCAGCAGCUGAUCGGGUGGGCACACCUUGCUGACGAGCCCUGCACAAGCAAGAGCAACUUAAUACAUACAAUGUACAUGUACUGGCCCUUUUGUUAAUCCACUGCUGAAUGAGCACGUCCCCACACCGUGCGGAUCGUGGGGGUUAUUUGGCCAUACACUUCACAACGCUGGUCAGUGCGGAUUGGUGAAGGCAGAUAGCAUCGACGUGGGGACAUAGAAGCGCAGUACAACCAUGGAUUUUGCGACACGAACCAUAUCUAAUUAUUAAUUCAGUUUAUUAGACGUGGCAUUUCCAAUAUUUUACUAGAUUGUGGGCAAAACAAAGAGCUGUAAAUAUCAUUAUUUACAUUUAUGAAUAAAAAUGUCUAUUAAAAAAAGUGACGAGUAUUUUUUUGUGCUAUAAAAAAGGAUGUUUAAUAGCCGUGUGUAAUAAACAGAUGCUUCUCUACUUCAUUACAAAUGAUGCACAAAGGCAUUGCUCAUACUGAGACACCAAGUGGCAUUUUCAAUCAUGAUCACAUGAUCACAUACAACUCGAAAGUAUCAAACUGGGGAGCAGUUUUGCUUGUAUUUUCCUUAUAUUUUAUUCUUCAUAUUGUUAUGAACCUUAUGGCGGGACCCUGGCUCUCGCAUAAACUGCGUUGUGACGUCAUUUUAUGUCUGUUCAAGGCGAACGAUACGGUAUUCUAUUCCUCUCGAUGAGUUCUACACAAUGCGCUAAUCAAAGUUUCAAAGUUUUGUUUCUUCUGCACUUGGACGACAUCACAACAGAAUGAUCCGCACCAGGUGGGUCGCGGCAUUUAUGUGCGUGGUGGGACGGAGUCGCCAAAAGUAAAUUAAUUACGAUUUUGACUUCCGUUUAUUCGGGACCUCGGGGUCCCGCAAUAAGGUUCCUAUGUACAAUCGAUUCUGAUAAUGUGACGUGACUGGCAGGCUUGCGUGGGCAACAGAAAGUGAAGCUAGCGUCGGGUGUCUGACCUGCUUCUUUGGCUUGCUGGGCUGAGAUCCGGUCUCCAGUGAGCACCAUCUCCAUGGCCAACGAUUUGCCGACCGCUCUGGUGAGCCUCUGCGUGCCGCCCGCCCCUGUAACACGCACGCAUUUAAAGGUGAAACCAAAACUAUGGAUGGAUCUUAUUGAUGCCCACCUGAGCUGUCGCAAUAAGAGUUUGAAGCUUUCCUAUGAGAAGAAAGACAAACCAAUAAUGUUGGUCAUAAGGUGCAAGUGAUGCAAGUGCAAGGAAAGACAUCACCUAACUGUCAAUCCCUUAUCAGUGCCUACCUUAUUACAGACCAAUUCAGACCUUAUUGGUCACCCCGUGCCCUUAUAAAUCUCAAAGCUCAUCCCACAAAGUCCCAUCACAUGGGAGAAACACAAUUCAGAAUAUUUUUUGUUGGCUAGUAUUAAAAUGGCUGCAUGCCAUAUGGACCUGAAAACUCUAUUUCCCUGUACAAGAAUACGGGUAAACCGUUUGGGUUGACAGGUAUGAGAUCAAGAGAAGGCAGAAGAAAAAGUAGUGGGCCGAUGUGGUGCGAGCGGACAUGGUGGCCCGAAGAGCGGAAAGAGAGACGGCGCAGGAGAAGGCGGCAUAGAGAAAGUUCGCAAGUACAGUGGACCCCACAAUUAUGACAAACGUGUGGAAGAAGAUUAUAAUUUAAAGUUAUGGUCAAGCAUGUCAUCAUAGCAUUAUAAUGUAAUCAUAUUUUAAUGUCAAGGCUGUGAUGUCAUGCAUGCAUUGCAACAAAGCAUCGGACUGAUUAAAAAAAAUGCUCAGCAAGGAAGCUUCAAACUCAUGUUUGGAUAGCCUGUGUUUAAACAAUAAGAGCUGUUGGGUUGUUUUGCUUCCUUCUGUAAUGUGUUGCCAAGUGUGCAGUACGCAGUACACCCGAUGUGUGUCGCGCAUUUUAUGAUACGGCAGCCCUCGCAAAAUCUACCUUGGUACCAUGUGCUGACUGCAACAACAAAAAACCCCACCGUACAUGUGAAUAAACAUUUGUGAAAGGUGAUGUUUAAGCAAACAUCACCUUUCAGGAAGAUUUUUUUUUAUCAAAAAACACUGUUAGAAGUAAGGGGGCCCCACUGAGCAUGACAUUUGCUCAUGUUAAUUUAAAUUAGGAUUCAACUGCUCAACUAUUUUUUAUUUUACCAGGUAAGGCCCACUGAGCUAUAUAGCUCAUUUUCAGAAGUGACCUGGCCACAAAUGAUAGCUGAACGAAGUGGCUUAUCACGUGGAAAUUUACAGCAGCCAAAUACUCUUAAACAAAUGGUUCUAAGUGUGGAAGGAAAAAUCGAAGGACCUGGAGAAAAAUCCACGUGACCAUGGGGAAACAUGCAAACUCCAAAUAUACAGGCAUCGGGGUCAAAUCUACAAUCUCCUGUGUACCAUAUAUGCAUGUGGGCAUCAUGCGUGUGGUUUGAAGAGAGCUGAUAACCAGGCGAGCUCCAUCUGAUGAACUUGAGAAAUAACAAAAAUUCUGAGCAUUCUACAUAUUUGUCAUUUUAACAUGGGCACUAUAGUGUGUGCAAUUUUGAAAUGGGUUUUGUACGAGUUUUGUACACUGUAUCAAUGCAUAUUUGGCAUACCGGGUAUGGUGCCAAGAGCAAUCUCAGGCUGCCCAAACUGGGCCUUUUCCCCAGCGUAGAUGAUGUCACACAUCAUGGCCAGCUCGCAGCCUCCUCCCAACUGCAAAACCAUUAAGUCACAGCGUUCAGUGGACUCUUCAAUAUUGUUAUGACGGGUAUUGUGGCAUCCGUUUACUACCGACAAUGCCGCGAACAUUGAGAUAUAUAUUCUGCAUGUGACAACAGAAACCAGAAAUUAAGUUCUCUGACAAGUGAUGAAAGCAGUGGAUGGGAGAAAAUAAACGUUAGGGAAAAAUGUCAUUUAAUUGCUGAAAGAGUGAGAAGUCUGCUUUCUGUUACCCUCAAAACGGGGACAUUUCAUCAUUCCCCUGGCCCCGAUUAAUCUGGUUUACCCUGCAUGGUUUUGCAACCAGAUUCCUCCUGCGAGAAGACACACAAGACCUAGAAGAGACCAGAUGCUGCAUAAUUUUUUUUGCUAAUCGGAAGCAGAAUAAACGAGUUUCUGUUGUCCACCUAUUGCCAAACAGGAUUUUCUUUUGCAAGCAGCACAGUGAUGAUCCGAGAGCCAGUGAGCAGCCCGAGUGCAGGCCAGUGCGUGCGCUUACCGCGAAUCCAUUCACGGCUGCGAUGACCGGCUUUUUGGUCUGGGCGACGCGAUUCCAGUGCGACAGGAAGUUCCCACCGAAGCACUCGGCGAAUGUUCGGUUCUGCAUCUCCUUUAUGUCGGCCCCCGCUGACGAAAAGAGCAACAUGACCCAGCGAAGUGAGCUAUUACGCGUGUAAAAUUGAACAACAAAAUACACCUGCGAGCAAGAAUGUGACUGCCCUAAAGAGAGUGGUAGGUUAAGUGGCCAAUUACAGCUCUCGAGACGUGAUAUGUUUCGAUUGAAGGUCUUGAACGAUGUACAAUGCAGAGAUGGCCAAUGUCUCGGGUCAGAGCACUGAGCCAUUAUCGCUGAGAUUCUGGGUUUGAUUCCACAUUUCAGACAAUCAUUAUUAAACUGGGUUUCUUGUGUGAGCAAGCACGAUAUGGGGGGGGAGGGAUUUUUUUCACGUUAUAUAUUUGUCUUUUCACUUUGGCUAAAAUCCAGCUCUGAAAAACUUACACGGAAAUUGGUUUUACUACAAAUGCAAUGAAUACUUCUCUGUAGCAGACAGGGCAUGUGGAAAAUAACACCGACUAUAGUGUGGCAACCUUUACAGGAUAUCAGAAUCAGUUCUGUAAUAUCUGCUUUCAAGGCUAUCCUCAAAUAAAAUCGAGGACACACUGCCCCGUGACAUUUUCAAAUCGAUACAUCGUCUCGUGAUAAGGCGCGGAUGGCACGAAUAAUACAAUUUGUGGGAAAUAUAAAAUGCAUGUUUCAAUGCGAGUACGCAUAUGCAAUGAACAAAUGCAUCUACAGCGUGUGUGUGUGUGCGCGGCUCUUACCGGCGAAGGCACGUUCAUUGCCAGUGAUCACGAUGGCCCCAACGCCCGAGUCCCCUUCGAACACGUCCAGGGCUUGAUUGAGCUCCAACAUGAGGCCAUCGCACAGUGCGUUGAGGGCCUUAGGCCGGUUGAGCUGUAUUAAGCCCACGCUGUUGCCCUCUCCUUUCCUCUCCACCAGAAUGUACUCGUACUUUGCGCCUGUGAACACAUUGCAGCAUACAUACUGCUGCUCACACGAGGAAAUAGACGUGCAGAAUUUUCCCUUGUCCAGCUUGUAAAUAGUACACAUAUUUCAAUGGGUUAUCCGCAUUGCCAAGUGGGGUGCCAGUUGAAUGCAAUUGUAUAAGAUGUAUUCUUGCAGUGUUUGCUUGAGUAGGUGAAUCUAAGCAAGCAUAUAUGAUGAUGUUUGCUGUCAAGAAUGGCUAUUGUCCAAAACGUCACCUAUUAUAAAAAAAAUAUUCCUUUUAGAGCAGUGUUAUUGACCAAUUUGUUCAGUUUUGCUAACGUGUCCUUGUGCACCACUGCCAAUACUAUAUCACAACAAUUUUUUCAGCAGUGAAGUGCAUUGUCUCUGCAAAUUGUACCUCCAGCUUAAAUGUUGUUUUACCACCAAACCAAAUUUACAACUGAAUGUCUUCAACCACAUGUACGUUGUCUUCAUUAAUAAAUACAUUAUUAAAUGUGUGAUUAAAUGUUA